CUCUUCCGCAACUCUCAAUCUCCAAUACAACAAUAGCUCUCUAGACCUAACGAGCAGCCCAACAUGGCGAACCGGGGCUAUGAUGUGAUUGUAGAUGCGGACACCGAGGGCGACCUUGGCCAUACCGACCUUCAGGAGGACCUUGAAUUUCAUCCCUCCAAUUUCGAGAAUGAUCAGCGCAAUGCCAAAGUGCAGCAGGACUCGGCACCUUUUCUCGGCGGAGGCUCCUCCCGUGGUCGUGACAGGUCACCUGGUGGCACCCCUUCAAAGCAUACCUGGUGGUCGAUCCAUUAUUACGCGCAAUUUUUCGAUGUUGAUACGAACGAGGUUUUAAGACGAUGCGUCGCGGCAGUGUACCCGCGCAGCAACUUCCUCGAUGUCCUGGAAGGCAACGCGGACCUGUACGGCCCAUUUUGGAUCGCCACGACCGUGGUCGUGAUCCUCUUUUUAACCGGCACUAUCUCGCAAUGGCUCUCAAAUAACGAUGCGGAGCACUUCGCGUACGACUUUACGCUUCUCUCUGGGGCUGCCGGCUUGGUCUACGGAUAUACGUUCGUUCUACCAAUUGCCCUGUGGGGUGCACUGCGCUGGUUCGGUAGCUCCACUGCGGACUUGAUUGAGUGCUGGGCGCUGUAUGGAUACUCGAAUUUGGUCUGGAUUGCCGUUGCGCUUGUGAGCUGGAGCCCCCUGACUGCGCUUAAUUGGGCACUUGUUGGAGUUGGCUUUGGCUGGACCGUCUUCUUCCUGCUGCGUAACUUGUAUCCUGUGCUGAGUGCUACGGACGCUAAAGCCAGCAAGAUUCUAUUGAUUCUGGUUGUUGUGCUGCAUGCAGGUUUCGCCAUCGCGAUCAAGAUCCUGUUCUUUGCGCAUGGAAGCCCUGUUUCCAAGAAGAAGGAGGACGACCACGAGAAGGACCAUGAUGACGAUAAGCAUGACGAUGACGAUAAGCGACGCAUGUUGGGCAUGUAGAGGACUUGAAGCUCCUCUCAAUUCCAAUGUCUCUUGGAUCCGCUA
Messenger RNA from Aspergillus pseudotamarii, 1014 nucleotides. RefSeq names its product Yip1 family protein. Gene Ontology annotation, molecular function: small GTPase binding. Bases 64 to 969 code for a protein of 301 amino acids. Lineage: Eukaryota; Fungi; Ascomycota; Eurotiomycetes; Eurotiales; Aspergillaceae. The transcript has 4 exons. Gene Ontology annotation, cellular component: Golgi apparatus; membrane. Gene Ontology annotation, biological process: vesicle-mediated transport. The record is from RefSeq and is a predicted model, not a curated record.